CAUUUGAAUCAUAGUAAAAAAAUAUUGAAUGAUACCAAUAUUGUUAAUAACGACAAUAUUGUUAAAGAUCCAGUAAUUAAGAAAACAGACGCGCCAAUUAUUAAGAAGGCGGAGGAAUCAAUCAUUCAGAAUGAAGAAGAUCCAAUAAAGAAGUCCGUGAAGCCAAUAAUUAAGAAAUUAGAAGAAUCAAUAAUUACGAAACCAGGCGAAAAUCCCUUACACAAACGUCUACAGAAACAAUCAGGAAUACCAGCGGGAAUUAACUUUGGUUCACUAAUUGGAGAACUGAAGAGUAAAACACGCAACGCUAGUAACGGAGGAUUGAAACCGGUCUUUAAAAAGUUCGACGCUGAAUCGGACGCCGUCGAUAGUGUGCAGGACACUUUGAAUUCGGUGGGGGAUGAUAAGAAAAAGGUCCACAUAGAUGAAAACGAGCUGGGAUCAAAUAUAUUAGCGGACAGGCGGAACAAAUUAGAAACUGCAGCGCAAGGAUGGCGCAAGCGCGUUCCACAGAACGAUGCGACGCUCUUCACCGUUGCUGGGCGUCUGGAACGCGACAAAGUGACCACGAACGUCGCGACGCCGCCGCUGACGCCACCCAACGUCGCGUCGCCCAUGGCCGUCGCUUCUCCUGGUAUUCCACCACCGAACACAUUCAGAUCCCGCAAGCAGCCAUCAUCGCCUACAAAGAACGGGUUCCCGUCGGGCCCGCUGCGUUCGGCGUCGUACGCGGUAGUGAGUGCCGCCGCCGAGCCGAAGCCCAGAGACCCGCGCCCCGAUCGCGACUCGUUCAAACGCAGCCACUCCGUCAGCGAGAGCAUCAGCCGGGUUGACGAGAGUAUGUAAUUCUUGCGUGUUAAUUUGAGUUUUAAGCAUACGCCAAAUCUAGUAUGUAGAACAUAUAUAUCGAUAGUUGUGACGCUAUGUUUUAUGUGUCGUGGCAGGCUCGCGAGCGAGUGGAGCCGUCGCGCCCGACGCGAGCGGCGCCACGCGGCCUCGCGCAACCCGCUCAAGGCACUCGCGGCCCGCGCCGACAUACGCGAGGAGUACGUGCCGCCGCCCUCCACCAACAUACGGGAGCAGUUGAUCAAGGAGAAAGUGACAGCUAACGUAGGCCUGGCAGCAGAAGCCCUGGCAGCGUUGGCGAGCAAGGAGGACUUCUCCAACGUGGCGCUGCGCAGCGCCGCCGCGCCCGUCUCCGCGCACGGCACCAAGCCGCUCAUGCUGCUGCACGUCAAGGGUAGGAGGCGAGUGCAGGUGAGAGCGGUUAGCUGCACAAUAAUAGGCUUUAUUGACUACCGGUCCAUCGACGAGCAAGUCAAGAACUACACCAACAAACAUUGGAUCCAAUUUUGGUCACUACUUGGCGUAACAGAGGAAGUUGAGAACUACAAACCGAUUGAAACCGGUCACGCGGACGAAGAUGAGAUAUUCGAGUCGUGCAUCGUCCAAACCAACAUGUGCUACGAGGUCCUCGACGACGAGUUGGUGCCAAUCAAAGAAUAUUGGGGCCAAGUACCAAAGAUCGCCAUGCUCAACCAAUCGAAAGUGAUAGUUUUCGACUUCGGUUCAGAAAUGUACAUUUGGUACGGCAAGAAUGUGCCGCUCGAGAGCCGACGACGAGCGGCACAGUUGGCCCAGGAGCUCUUCGAUGAGGGUUACAACUAUGAGGAGUGUCAUAUCAACCCGUUGAACGCUGCCAUGUACCAAGGCGCCAGGGUGGACUCCGACGCGCCGACCAAAGUGUCCAAAACUCGACCCGAAUGGGCCAUUUUGUCCAAAGUCACACAGCACAUGGAAUCCAUAUUGUAAGAGAAAUUCCUCGACUGGCCCGAUUAUACCAGAGUCAUAAAGGUGAAAACGCAAGAGAAUAAAACCAACUCCAUUGAGAUCAAACCCUGUGAUGCGGAGGAGAUGUGGUCCAAUGAGUACCAGGAACCUGAUCUGGUCUUAGAAGGGUCCCAUUUAGGCCGCGGCACGCAUUACUACGACAAAGAAAACAUGAGACACUACGAUAUCAACACGAAAUCCGUGUGCAAAUGGGAAAUACGCGAAUACGAUUAUCAGAAAGUCGAUAGUGAGCCUGAAGUCGGAGAAUUCUUCUCCGGCGACAGCUACAUUAUUCGAUGGGAGUACCAAAUUACAGUGUCUGGUCGAGAGUUGAACGGAAAGCCUUCGAAACACAACGUGACGGGUCGAGAUCGGUGCGCAUACUUCUGCUGGCAGGGGAAAGAUGCGACGUCCAACGAGAAAAGCGCCGCUGCGUUGCUCACGGUCGAGUUGGACAAGGAAAAGGGGCCACAAGUGCGCGUCGCCCAGGGCAACGAACCGCCCGCCUUCCUCAAUCUCUUCCAGGGCAACUUGGUCAUCCAUCAGGGCAAGCGGGACGUCGACAAAAGUCGAUACAGGUUGUUCGUCACUCGCGGUAACGUGUCCAACGAGGCGUACUUAGUGCAGGUUCCGUGUUCCGUGCGUCAACUACGCAGCCGCGGCUCGAUGCUUCUAGUCGAUACGGAGAAAGGAUGCCUUUACAUCUGGCACGGCUCCCGAAGCCUCAAGCACACGAAGAACGUAGCGAUAGAGUUGGCGAACAAAAUGAUCGCUAGGAAAACGAACUACUUAUACAGCGGUGAUUGGAAGAUCACCGAAGUGAGGGAGGGCGAGGAGCCCAAAGAGGUGCUGGAAGCGUUGGGCGUCGCGAACAAGCAGUCGUACAACUCGGUGAUGAGCGGCGGCAAGGAGUCGGGCGGCGACGUGACGCCUCGGCUAUUCCACUUCACGGACCUCAGCGGUCAGUUCGAAGCCAACGAGGUGUUGUCGCCGCUGCGGCACGAACAUCUGGUGACACCCUUCCCUUUUGAACAAAAGGAGUUGUAUUCGGCUUCGCAACCUGCUUUAUUCCUGUUGGACGACGGCAAAAACGUGUGGCUGUGGCAAGGAUGGUGGCCUCGGGGCGAAGACGGGGAGCUGGAGUCCGCGGAGAUUAACACUGGUGUGGGCGCGUUCGCGGCGCGGUGGCAAGCUCUGCGCGCGGCGGCGCUCGGCUCGGCAGCUCGAGUACGUGCGCGUGUCCAGCGACCACCGCGACCCGACGUGCGCGUGGUGGUCGCCGGCCUCGAGCCGCGCGCCUUCACCGACCUGUUCGACAUAUGGACCGACCACGACCUCGCCGCCGAGGCCAAUAUCGCCACGGGGCACAAGGCGGGCGCGGUGACGAGCGGCGCGGGCGAGCUGUCGCGCAUGCGCGGCGCGGGCGCGCUGCUGCCGCUGGCCGCGCUGCAGCGCCGCCCGCUGCCCGACCACGUCGACCCGCACCACCUCGAGAAACAUCUCUCCGAACAGGACUUCCUGGAGGCUUUCGGUAUGACCAAAGAAGAUUUCUCAGUUCUGCCCGCUUGGAAGCAGACGAACCUGAAGAAGGACGUCGGCCUGUUUUGACCGAUCUGUCCUCACGCACUCGUUGAAUUCGUACACCUCGCGCGCUCGGCGGUGCGCCGCCUCGUGCGCAAGGAAUAGCGGCCCGGCGGGAACUCAACCUCACGGAGAAUCGGUUCAUAUCGAUACAAACGUAGUCUAAUCGAUAUCGAUGCAUUCACUCGUGUCUUACACUCAUGAACCGUGAUAAUACUUUUUACUCGGGCUCGGUCCCGUUCUGCAACGGCGGUAUGUCUGUUAGAUGUCGAUGCGCCCGCUCACGUGCCGCGCUCUCGUUGUUGAAGUAUCGAUUAAGAAGGUCUCAAUAUCAUAGUCGAGUUUGACGUUUACUUGUCUCACUCUGUAUAGGAUAAAUAUUUUGUACAACUGCAGCUAUUUCGUACUUUUUUACUGAAUAUCCAUGGAUUUGAUGAAUAUAAAAAUUAAUUAUAAGAACACGCUUUAAAUUCUAUAGUUAAAUAAAGAAACUAUUGUCGUUUUGUACUAACUAACGGUAUGUACCAAACUAUGUAUUCGCUCUCGUGAUAUUUUCAUGUAACCGCAGUAGAACUAGACAAUAUAAUUAUAUAUAUAUAAAUGUGGAUUUGGACGUUGGAAUUGUAUCGUCGCGUCGGCGUAGAGUGUUGUAUAUUCAUUUGUCGCAUCCGUGCUGUUGCGCACGAAACGUGUUUUUGUAUAUAGUUGUUUUUCAUUAUUUAUUUCUUAACACAGCAAUUCUUUGUAUUGUAUUUUAACGUCAGUUUUAAUAUGAGUUUGUAAAGUGAAAUAUUAAUUUUGUUUUAAUUUUAGAUGUUUGUUUUAUAGUUAGCACCGUGGAUGUGACAAUGAUUUUUAAUGGUGAUAUUUUUCGAUGUAAAAACAUUCGAUUUUGUUGGACAACGCGUAAAGCCAAAGAGAUAGCUUUGAUAGCAUUGUCGAUUGUUGGGAUUUUGUUUACGAUGUAAUGAUAAAGAAACGCGGCAGUUCGACAGAAUCGAACGUUGUAACGUUUUAGUAAGGCAAAUGUGUCUGGUCAAAGAAUGGUUAUAUGUUAUAAAGCGCUAGGUAUACAAACACAUACUUUACUAUAAUUAUUCGCUUUAGUGGUAGGCUUGUGCGUUGUUGCGGUUGAAAUUGUACACGGAACGUAGCGUUUAGUUUCACGUAAACUGUUGUAAGUGCAAAAUGUAUUAACAGGUCCAUUAUAAAGUAAAAUCCUCUAUGAUUAUAAAAAUAUACUUAUUUCCAAUUUGUGAUUACCAAAUUAAUGUUUAAAACUAUUUUAAAGAAAUGCAAUGAUUUUUAAAUCACUAAUAUUUCACUUACUGCAAUAUACGUAGGACAAGAUGCAAUCAGCGUUCUCGAAGUCAGUACUUGCUAAUUAAUGUAAAAUUUCAACGGCCCAAUGCCUAUAUAUUUUAACACAUCACAUAUCUUAAAUAUCUACUCAUUGCUAAUAUUUUAUACUGUGCGUUAGGUGGACCAUGAUAAACUUUUUAUAUAAUACGAACAGUUCCCAAUAACAUAGCGCUAAAUGCUUGACUUUACAUUUUGUUGCCAAAUUGUUAACUAAAAUGUUAUUAUUUUAAUAUUGUCACUUACGUCUAUGAAUGUCGUAAGGGACUUUAUUAAAUUUAUUUAAUUCUUUGUUAUUGUUUUAUUAGCUGUUUGCGGACUGAGCCGCGUAAUAAAUUUGCCAGUAUUGUAAGUAUGUACUGCCAAUGAGUAGAAGAUUAACGAUGAAGUCAUACCUUAGUUAACUAUUAACCGUUUAUUUAUCUCCUAAGAUGCAUUUACGGCGAACCUGUCGCGGGCCUACCGUGAAAAAAAACUUCUCAAAUCCAAUGUUUAAUGUUUUGCUUUGGUUGUGUCACUUAUAUUAUAAUUAUUACUGUAUUUGAGAUUUAUUUUGUAUAAUAAUGAUAUAAUAAAUUGCUAAAACUUUAA
Manduca sexta (tobacco hornworm) is the source of this 5361-nucleotide messenger RNA. Its product is annotated as supervillin-like. The record is from RefSeq and is a predicted model, not a curated record. Gene Ontology annotation, molecular function: phosphatidylinositol-4,5-bisphosphate binding; actin filament binding. Gene Ontology annotation, cellular component: actin cytoskeleton; cytoplasm. Gene Ontology annotation, biological process: actin filament severing; cytoskeleton organization; barbed-end actin filament capping. NCBI's taxonomy places the organism in Eukaryota, Metazoa, Arthropoda, Insecta, Lepidoptera, Sphingidae.